Molecule: messenger RNA, 522 nt
Organism: Necator americanus (New World hookworm)
Lineage: Eukaryota; Metazoa; Nematoda; Chromadorea; Rhabditida; Ancylostomatidae
Exons: 3
Coding region: 1-522 (173 amino acids)
Source: RefSeq, a predicted model, not a curated record
AUGCGAAAACUGGAAUGGGAUGACAUGGGAGUGAAGGUUGAUGGUCGGGAGCUACACCAUUUGUGCUUUACUGAUGACAUUGUUCCAACAACACCUAACAUCAGCCAAGCGGAAGGAAUGCUGACUGAAUUCGACGAAACAUAUGCCCCAUUCACGCUCAACGGAACGAACAUAUCCGAAUGCACCAGCUACGUUUAUCUGGGUCGGGAACUGAACAUGAUGAACGACCUGACCCCAGAGCUGCGCAGGAGGAGACGAGCGGCUUGGGGAGUGUACAAGAGCAUCGAGGAUGUAGUGAAGAAGACCAGGAACAGGCUCCGUGCUCACCUCUUCAACACCACCGUACUUCCUGCUUUGACCCAUGCUUCGGAAACCUGGGGAUUUCGCAAGCAGGAAGAAAACGCGUGGGAUGUCGUGUGGACGAAAUGGAUGAACACUACUUACGUUUUGCAUUUUAUUGAAAUGAUAAAGCUGCUAGAGCUGCUCACGACACUUGUGCAGUAUAUGGAGCUUAUCAAAUGA